Molecule: messenger RNA, 4410 nt
Organism: Pelagomonas calceolata
Lineage: Eukaryota; Pelagophyceae; Pelagomonadales; Pelagomonadaceae
Source: the annotation of a GenBank genome assembly
AAGCUGGGUUCUGCAGCGGGCUUGUGCUGGGCUGAAAGCAAGCCGCGGCGCUUGGACGCUGCCACGGCCACAUUUCCCGCACCAAUGAGGCUGCCCCAUGCAGUGCUCUUGGCUGCCAUGCAGCUUGGUGCUGCUGUAGCUCAGCCGACGGCGCAGCCGACGACGCCAAGGCCGACGCCCAAGCCGACGCCGGGGCCGAGUGUGACGCCUGGGAACCCGACGGCCAUGCCGGUACCCGCGCCAACGCUGAAGCCGACGCUGGCGCCUUACCCGCUGCCGACGCCGCGCCCGUCGGCCGCGCCGAUGCCGGUGCCGACGAUAGAGUCGUGCGAAAUGGUCCGACUGCGCACGGGCCCGCCGCCGAACGUGUACUCGGCCCGGUUCGCGUCGACGGGCGCGAGCAUCCUCGUCGACCUCGACGCGGUGUCCGACAUGGGGGGCAGGCUCGCGGGCGAGUACUUUCCGUGCGCCGCGCUCCUCGACUUCGCCGACGUCGACACGGCGGAGUGCGUCUGGGUCAGCGCGACGCAGAUCUCCGCCGAGGUCAACAAAGCGCUCAAUUUCGUACCGGGCGAGAAUGUGACGCUCCGAGCCCAAACUACGAUGCUCGCGUGCGACGACGACCGCUGCGACUGUCGCGUGGGCAACACCGCGUCGAGCGUGCCGGCGACCCCCCCGGACCCGCUGCCCGACGUCGAACCGGUCUUCCAGGUGCCCGACUCGAUCGCCCUUUGCGAGGAAGGCGGCCUCGCAGUCGACGCGUCGCAGUCGAUCGGCUCGGGCGGCCGCGACUGGACGCGACUCGUGUGGUCCGUGAACGCGACGGGUCCGCCGGGGCCGAAGGUGAACGGCACUGCAAACGCGACCUUUGCCCUGCUCUAUAUGCAAUAUAGAGCAACGACCGUCCUCUCGUCCGAAUUCACCGCAGAGACGACCGAGCUGCAAGCGCUCGCCAUAGGGGGCUUCGACACGCUCGUCCUGUCCCUGGAACUCGAGAACUUCCUGGGUAGCACAAAAACAGAGUCCGUGGAAGUGGCGCUCUCGACGAAGUCGAUCCCGUCGGUCCUCAUCGUCGGCGGCGCCAACCAAGUGGCGAGGGUCGGCGACGCGCUGACCGUCGAGGCGUCGGGGCUCGCGUCGGGCUGCGACGGGCGCAGCAAGGCGCAGCGCGCGGUCGACUACGCGUGGAGCCUCUACCGCCUCGACGGCGUCGACGACCCGGAGGAGGAUUGGACGCAACUCGCCGAGGGCGCCGAGUUCGUCGCCGUCGGUAAUUGCGAGUGCACGGGAACGCAGGGCUUUGACCCCUGGGACACCUCUGGGGCCGAGUGCGCCGCGGCGGGCUGCGUGUCCUAUCCUCCCCUCAAUUCAUUCGCACUCGAAGCUCUGGAGGGCUACCUCACGCCCGAGGACGCGGCGUCGACGGGCAACGGCACGCGGCGGCGCCUCACCGGCUCAGCCUACCCGUAUUGCCAAUGCUGCGAAGCCGCUUGCGCCUCCGUCGGGGGCCACUGGGAGUGCGGCGAGGCGGGCCCCGAGUUCAAGCUCGACCCGUUUUCGCUCGACUCCGGUACGACGUACGUCGCGCGCGUGGAGGCCACCGACACCAAGUAUGACCUCUCCAACACGGCGGACGUCUACCUCGCCGUCGGCGUCGGCAGCGUCGUCGCGGCGAUCGAGGGCGGCGACCGCGUCGUGUCCGUCCAGGACGAGCUGCAGCUCGACGCGUCCUCGUCCUUCGACGAGGACAUCAACGCGGACUGCGGCGACGGCGCGGGCGACUGGCGGGCGAACUUUGGCCGGCGCAGACUCGCUCAUAACGAUCAGCACGGGGCGGGCGCCACGGGCGACUGCGGCACGGGCGACGACGCGGGCCUGUCGUUCUCCUGGAUCUGCGAGGAGCUCGCGGUACUCGACGACGGGACGAAACAAGUAAACGGAAGCUGCGCCACCGACACCGAACCCUUCCCGACGGGCGUCUGGGCCUUGAAGUCGGUUGAGCAGCGGCUGAUUUUCUUGGGCACUUGGCUCGGCACGGGCCAUUACCGCUUCACGGUGACGGCUACGUCGGCCGAUGCUAGGAGCUCCACCACCUCCGUCGACAUCGAACUCAUCAACGAGGAGCCGAGCAAGGUCGUCGUGUCGAACUUCGCCCGGAAGGUAAAUUCGGCGGAGCGGCAGACGAUCCUGGGCAUCGUCACGCCGCCCGACGGCGUGGUGAUCGACGACCUCACGACGACGUGGACGCUCGCCGAGGGCUACCUCGCGGCCGACCAGACGCUCCAGGAGGUCUCCAGGACCGUGCUCGAGCUCCAGGCCUCGGGCCAGCGGUAUCACGACCUCGUACUCGACCCCGGCGCGCUGGUGCCCGGCGGGACGUACAAGUUCCUCCUCACCGCGACGCUGACGCCGGAGACCGGCGACACGACCGAGGGCUACGCGAGCGUCGUCGUGGCGGUGUCGGCGCUGCCGUCGGCGGGCGUCGUCGCGGCGUCGCCGCGCAAGGGCUUGGAGCUCGAGACGCCGUUCGAGCUCGUCGCGAGCUACUGGGUCGGCGACGAGCUGCCGCUCAAGUACGGCUACGAGACGGGCGAAGCGGUCCUCCGGAGGCCGACGGCCGACCCGAAGCUCUCGGACGUGCGCCUCUCGGUGCCCGUGGCGACGACGAGCGAGCCCGGGGAUGAUUAUUAUGAUUGGUGGCACAACGUCACGUUCUACGUCGUGGUCGUCGACCAGGUCGGCGCCACGGGCCAGGGCGAGACGUCGGUCGCGGUCUUGGAGAACGUCCUGGAGCCAGAGGCGCUCGCGAACCUGACGAACGAGCUCCUCUCCAAUGCGUUCGCUACCGCGGACCUCCCGGGCGGGGCCGCGUGCCCGGCCGCUGACGUCGGGCCCCUAGAUCCGACGCCGAAUCCGACGACAAGCCCGAUGCCGACGCCGGCGCCGGGCGAUUGCGUCUCAGACGACUUCGAGGGGCCGAGCCUCGGCAACCAGUGGACGGCCACCGACGCCGGCGGCGACGGCAACUACGUCGUCGGUGGCGGCGCGAUCACGUUCAGCGGCUUCUCCGGUCUCAACCACGUCCGCAGCGUCCGGACCUUUUCGGCGCCCUUCGGCUUCCGCGGGGUGGGUUCCGCAGCGUCCGCCUGCUGCUACCACUACGUCGCGCUCUCGACGGAGCCGGUCGACGCGGCCAACGCGUGGUCCGGCGGCCCGGGGGUCGUGCGCUUCAUUUACCAUUGCGGCAAAAUCUUCAUCUACGGCCAGUCUGCCACGGCGGAUUCAAACUGUGCGCUGAACACGUCGCACAACGACGUCGAGGUCAGAGUCCUCGACUCGGAGCUGACGUUUUCCGCGGGCGCGUGCGAGCUGAGCCUCGCGGACGGCAUUGGCGCGUCGGGCCCCCUCUACGUGUUCUUCGGCGGGGGAAGCUACGGCGAGCCGGCCGUGUGGCACGCGGCGAGCGUGUGUCCGGGGGCUUACGCGCCGACCGCGGCGCCAAGUUUCGCUCCGACGCCGGGCCCGACCACGAACUACGCCCCGACGCCCGCCCCGUCUCUGGCGCCGACUCUGGCGCCUACGACGGCGCGGCCGACGACGCCACAACCGACGCCGGUGCCGACAGAAGCUCCGGUCGUCACCGGCGCCGUCGCGCUCUCGGGGAUCACGGUGGCGGAGGCGGAGAGCUCCAAGGCCGUUCUCCGGGACGCCAUCGCCCAAGUCGCGGGCGUGGCCACGGAGGCCGUGACGAUCCUGAGCGUGGCGUCGGCCCGCCGCCGCCUCCAGGAAGGCGGUGUCGUCGUCGCGUACAAGAUAGAGUCGAACGAUUUCGCCGAGGCGGCGGACGCCGCCGACAAGCUCCAGGCCGCGGCCGACGACCCCUCGGUCGUAGAUACUGCGAUCGAAGAAGCUGCGAAGGACGCGAACGCGGAGGCAGUUUUUGCGGGCGUCAGCACCGAGUCGCUCACGUACGACGUCGUCGCCGCGACCGACGCGCCGACCGUAGCGCCCACGACGUACUGGGACAACAAGAAAAAGAGGAAAGAGGACACCCGCCUCUUGAUCGUGAUCAUCGUCUGCGCCGUCGCCGGCUGCUGUUGCCUCGCGGCAUUGUCGAUGGCCUGUUUCGCCAAGCACAAAAAGUCCCCGGAGCCGCCGCCGAUCAAGGCCCCGCCGAUCUCCCUGGGCGGCGUGGACGUCGACGUCGGGGAGGAGUUGUUGUGCUCGCCCCGCCGUGUCGGCAAGAUCUACGCGCCCCUCGCGGCCUGGUACAACGCGCCUGAGCGCGCCGCGCUGCGCGCUAAGCACGGACCUCUUCCCCUUUCUCCCGACGCGUUCAGAAAGUGGCCGGCGAUGAAUUUAGUUACCAUGGCCUUCCUCGACGACCAGGGCGUGCCUCCAGCCUUUUAG